Messenger RNA from Histoplasma capsulatum G186AR, 1347 nucleotides. RefSeq names its product 3-oxoacyl-[acyl-carrier-protein]-synthase. The transcript is spliced from 8 exons. Gene Ontology annotation, biological process: fatty acid biosynthetic process. The record is from RefSeq and is a predicted model, not a curated record. Bases 1 to 1347 code for a protein of 448 amino acids. NCBI's taxonomy places the organism in Eukaryota, Fungi, Ascomycota, Eurotiomycetes, Onygenales, Ajellomycetaceae. Gene Ontology annotation, molecular function: 3-oxoacyl-[acyl-carrier-protein] synthase activity.
AUGCGCCGGGUCGUAGUCACAGGAUUGGGCGCAGUCUCUCCACUCGGAAUCGGUGUACGACGAACAUGGACACGCCUUUUAGAUGGUCACUGUGGUGUCGUCUCGGUCAAGAACCGGGGUCCCGGGUAUGCAGAUCUACCCUGCCAGAUUGCUGCGCUGGUUCCUCAAGGUUCGAAGAAUGAUGGUGGCUGGAGAGGAUCGGAUUGGUUAAGUCGUGAGGUGUGUUCUGGCUCCAUACCACAGAGCACGAAACAUGUUACUGACGUUUCUUCACUACAGGCAGAAAGGAAGACCGCAAAUUUUACGCAAUAUGCCCUUGCAGCCACUGAGGAGGCUCUGGAGGAUGCCGGCUGGAAGCCUACUAAUCGUGAACAGCAGGAAAUGACGGGCGUAUGUUUAGGUUCUGGCAUUGGCAACUUCGAUGAGAUUUACGAUACCUCUCUCGUUUAUGAUAAAGGGGGCUACAAAAAGAUCUCCCCCCUCUUCGUUCCUAAGCUCCUUAUUAAUCUGGGUGCAGGGCAUAUCUCAAUGAAAUAUGGAUUCGCAGGGCCCAACCAUGCCGCUACCACGGCUUGCACCACCGGAGCUCACUCAAUCGGCGACGCAUCCCGUUUCAUCGCUUGUGGAGACGCAGAUGUAAUGAUAGCAGGGGGGGCUGAGUCGUGUAUCCACCCAUUAGUCCUGGGUGGGUUUUCCAGGUGUCGUAGCCUAGCUACGUCAUUCAAUGAUUCACCAGAGAAGGCUUCAAGGCCAUUUGAUAGGGACCGUGAGGGGUUUAUCGUGGGAGAGGGUGCAGCAGUUGUGGUCCUGGAGGAACUCGAGCAUGCUAAAUCCCGCGGUGCGAAGAUCUAUGCUGAACUGAAGGGCUAUGGGUGUUCUGGCGAUGCGUACCAUAUGACGGCGCCCAAAGAGAGCGGAGAGGGCGCGUUAUUAGCUAUGAAAAGGGCGCUGAGGAAUGCCCAGAUCUCUCCGGGAACGGUUGAUUACAUCAAUGCACACGGGACGUCGACAGUAAUUGGAGAUGCAGCGGAGAACUUUGCGAUCAAAACGCUCCUGCUAGGAAGUGAGGGAAAACAGAAAACCGCCGAUAUCAAUGUCAGCAGCACGAAGGGUGCGAUAGGCCAUUUGCUGGGCGGGGCCGGGGCUAUUGAAGCUGUCUUUUCCAUUUUAGCGAUCCACGAGAAUGUUUUACCACCGACGAUAAACCUGGACAACACGACGGAGGAAUUUGACUGCAACUACGUGCCUAAUGUAGCGCAGGGGAGACGGGUCAAUGUGGCCAUGACGAACAGCUUUGGAUACCCGAUUGGCUUGUCCAUGACCGAACAGUGCAAUGAUCAAAUGUAA